Acanthocheilonema viteae is the source of this 2691-nucleotide messenger RNA. The record is from the annotation of a GenBank genome assembly. NCBI's taxonomy places the organism in Eukaryota, Metazoa, Nematoda, Chromadorea, Rhabditida, Onchocercidae.
AUGGCCACAAUUGAAGAUAGCCUGCCGCCAAAGCAUCGUGCACUGGAUGUUACAUACAGUAAGAUUUUAGGUAAUUUCGAUUUUCGUGCAGCCUUCCAUACAAAGCAGUUAAGAAUGGUUGUAAUGGCUUUGCCGUUAACGGUGUCGGAUUUCGAAGGUGUAAUCAGUCGUGCUGCCGUGGCUGGAAACGAGACGUUGGUUUUCGUCAAACUAACCACUUGGCAGAGCGAAUGGGAAAAAAUUAAUGCCAAGAUCCAGGAAUCCGUGUUUUCCUUAAAGAAAGUCAUAUCUCUCCCAGAAGUGAAAUCGGGGGAAGUUUACAUUGCAAAGGUGAACGAUUCGUUUGAAAGAGCGUAUAUCAUUCGACGACCCAUGCCUGAAACAUACGCGAUUUAUCUUAUUGAUAAAGGCACGCAGUGUGAAAUAACAUUUGGUGAAAUUUAUGAAUAUCCACCGGAGUUAUUGGAAUUUGGGGUGUUCGAUUGUGUUUGCCCUGUGAUGGUACCGUCUACGGAAGAACUAGAUACGUACAAGGGUUUUGUUGGGUUCAAAUGCAAGUGCAUUGUAGAAACUGUAUCGAAGUCCGUAAUGAUAAUGGGAUUUAUUCGUGGUCGAUUACUGAUCAAUAUUGGAGGAAAUUAUGAAGAUCUUCAGGAAAUUAUUGAUGAGAAAAUAACAAUUCAUGGUAGCAGCAGUGGUCAUUCAUCAAUAAACUUGCACGUGUCAGGAAGUGAGCAAACUGUGCAGCUAGAGUAUAGUACUAGCUCAAGCAAUGAGUCGAUUUCCCGUAAGCCGUCCACUCAGGUCGGAUUGGAAACAAGUACCAGUCCGCUAUUCGUGUCUCAAAAUAGAAAAGAUUUCGCAGCUUCAAAAAGGGAGAAGCCAAAUGUGUUUAUUUACAAUAAUUGUCUAAAAAUAGCUUUUUUCUUAGCUGUUCACACAGUCCCAGAAUUCGUGGCAGGACACGAUAAAACCAAGGUGGGCACCCUGUUUAAUCAGAGAGCGUUCAAACAGUACGUACCUGAAAUGCUACCGAUAACGGUAGCUGCUCGAUUUGACAAGAAAGACCGUAUGAUGAACACUUUCUGGGUUGUCAAUAAGAAAAUUUUUGCAGAUGCUGAAAGAGCACUGAAGGAAGUAGGAGACGAACUGUCACGUUUCCCGCCCAUAACUCAAAGACGUGAAAAUAUUCGAAUGCGAGAUACACCUUGCAUUGUACGUGCUCGGGCCGACAUUACUCACAAAUCUCUCUAUCGUGCUGUACCAGCUCAGUAUGAUGCUUACACGAACAGGGUUUCAAUUUUUUUGGUGGAUUUCGGCUGGUUCAAGUGGGUGUUGGCUAGUGAUGUCUUUGACAUCUCCAGCAUGCAUGAGUCUAACCCUGUCCGAAAUCUGCCAGUAGCAAUGAUACACUGUUACGAAGAUAAAACAAGCACGCUUCAUGCCAGAGACCUCAUUAAAGGAACAAACUGCGAAAUAAUUAUCAAAGGGAAUGCGCUGGGAGACGUGUAUACGGUGGAUUUGGUGGAACCUUCUUUCAUGUCGGAUCAAAUAGAUGGUAUAUCCAAUGGUAUAUCCAAUGGUAUAUCCAAUGGUAUAUCCAAUGGUAUACCCAAUGGUAUACCCAAUGGUAUAUCCAAUGGUAUACCCAGUGGUACACCCAGUGGGCAACCAAUAAAUGAAGGAGCUGUGGCUGACAAUAUGCGGGAGACUGAAGUAAUUUCAUCGUGCAAGAAGCUGGUCACCGAGACCUGUCAGCGACAAUUGAUGACAUCGAUGAUAAUGGAAACAUUAAAUAUUGCCAGUCGUGAAUUGGCACAACAACCGCAAAAUUUCUGGCCAUCUUUCUACCGUCCAACCUUUCCAUUGGCGAUGCCUUUGAUGAUGCCAGUGGCGUUCCCGGUAAUGUUUCCGAUCCCAUUCCCGAACUCUAACCUUCAGAGUUCUGGAGACAACGUUGCUGUAAGACCUGGGAAUAUGAUGGCGAAUAAUUUUGAAAAUGUCGACUUCUCGAAUAAUAACUCGAGACCAGGCAUGCGUGGGACAUCAGCCAUACGUGGAACAUCAACCGUACGUGGAACGUCGACAGUACGUGGAACAUCAACCAUACGUGGAACAUCGACCGUACGUGGAACAUCGACCAUGCGUGGAACAUCGACCGUACGUGGAACAUCAACCAUGCGUGGAACAUCAAUCACUCGUGGAACAACCAUACGUGGAGCAUCAAGCGUACGUGGAGCAUCAAGCGUACGUGGAGCAUCAGGCAUGCGUGGAACAAAUAACCGUUCUCCAAAGACAGAUUACGUGCAAAGAAAUGGAGCCAGAUUCCAAAACAAGAAUUUUCAACCAGCAAAAGAAUGGUCACACACCGAAUCAGCAGGAGAAUGGCCACACACUGAACCAGCAAACGAAUGGCCACGCAUUAACUUCAGUUUCAACGAUGGAAUUGAUGCUGCUGCUAAUGAUCAAGACGAUACACCAGUGAAUAAUGACAUUUCUUGGGAUCUUCCGCCGAAUUCUAUAAAGCCGCGCCGAAAGAUUCAGAUAAGUUUGCCCAAUACUGCGCAGAAUGAUCAGCAGCCUACGGGGGAAAAGAACGCAGCAGCAGAUCCAGCAGUUCAUGAUGCAGCAACAGAUCCAGCUGUUCAUGACGAGCAAGACCGUGAUCCAUCGCCGUCCAGUGGCGAUUAA